UGGGGUCGUCUUCUUGUGCACCUCAUGACAAGGUCACCACCUAGGAACGUAUGAACUCGAGACCAUGGCAUGGCGCAUGCUUGCAUUGCAACAUUUGUCGCCAUACCAAGAUCCAAGCCCAACAAUGGCGUGCUCGAUCGCCUUCAUAUCCAGAGCAGCGAUCCAUUGACCAGAAGCCCCGUCCGUCCAAAGCUUCAAGCUUGGUGAGGAUUUCGAUCGCUCAUCAGGCCGGGGUUUGGACUCUGGACAUGGACAUGUUCGUCCAGGAGGACACGCUGUCGUCGGCGACGUCGUCGCCGGCGUCGUCGCUGUACACGCCGUCGCCGCACGGUCAUGGCGGGCUCGGGUCGUCGUGGGUGCAGGAGCUGAGCCAUGACCAGCAGGGCCUGCGCCUCAUCAACCUGCUGUACCAGUGCGCGGCGGAGGUGGCGGCGGGCGCCUUCGACCGCGCCAACUUCUACCUGGAGCAGAUCACGCAGCUGGCGUCGCUGGACGCGCCGCACACGCUGCAGCGGCUCGCCGCCGUCUUCGCCGACGCGCUGGCGCGGAAGCUGCUCAACCUGGUCCCCGGCCUGUCGCGGGCGCUGCUGUCCACGGGGGGCAACUCCGGCGAGGCGCACCUGGUGCCCGCCGCGCGGCGCCACCUCUUCGACGUGCUGCCGUUCAUGAAGCUGGCGUACCUGACCACCAACCACGCCAUCCUGGAGGCGAUGGAAGGGGAGAGGUUCGUGCACGUCGUCGACCUCUCCGGCCCCGCCGCCAACCCGGUGCAGUGGAUCGCUCUGUUCCACGCCUUCCGCGGCCGCCGCGGCGGGCCACCGCACCUCCGCGUCACGGCCGUGCACGACGGCAGGGAGUUUCUGGCCAACAUGGCCGCCGUGCUCGCCAAGGAGGCCGAGGCGUUCGACAUCCCGUUCCAGUUCAGCGCCGUGGAAGCCAAGCUGGAGGAGCUGGACACCGACGCGCUCCGGCACGUCCUCCGCGUGCGGUCCGGCGAGGCGCUCGCCGUCAGCGUUGUCGGGCAACUGCACCGCCUCCUGGCGGUCGACGACGCCGGUGGCAGGAACAGCAGACAUGUCCCGGGCAGCAGCUGCCUCACCCCGGUGCAGAUCAUCGCGCGGUCCAGCCCAAGCAGCUUCGGCGAGCUGCUGGACCGGGAGCUCAACACGCGGCUGCAGCUGAGCCCGGACUCGUCGGCAGUGCUCUCCAUGUCGCCGCAGUCGUCGUCGCUGUCGCCGGCGCAUCAGCAACAGCAGCAGAGGGAAAAGGCAAAGCUGGGGAGCUUCCUGCGCGCGGUGCGGGCGCUGUCGCCGACGCUCAUGGUGGUGGCGGAGCCGGAGGCGAACCACAACGCGGCGACGUUCCUGGAGCGGUUCGAGGAGGCGCUCAACUACUACGCGUCGCUGUUCGACUGCCUGGAGCGCGCGUCGGCGGCGCAGGCGCACCGGUGCGCCGGGGAGCGGGCGCGCGCCGAGCGGCUGGUGCUCGGGGAGGAGAUCCGCGGCGUGGUGGCGCGGGAGGGCGCGGAGAGGAAGGAGCGGCACGAGCGGCUGGCGCAGUGGGCGCGACGGAUGGAGGCCGCCGGGAUGGAGCGCGUCGGGCUCAGCUACGCCGGCAUGAUGGAGGCGAGGAAGCUGCUGCAGAGCUGCGGCUGGGGCGGCGGGGACUACGCGUACCAGGUGGCCCACGACGCCGGCGGCGAGGCCUUCUUCUUCUGCUGGCACCGCAAGCCGCUCUACUCCGUCUCCGCCUGGAGGCCGGCGGCGGCGUGCCGGCACACCUAGCGGCUACUAGCUGAGCUCGGUUUAGGCCAUCGCAUCGAUUGCUGGUGCUGCACUGCAUGCAUGAACGCACGUGUCUACUCUAUGUACAGCCAUCUCUCGACGAUCGUGCCAUAUUUGCGUCGUCGAUAUCGAUCCCAUUACGGUGUGCUCCCUUGAAUC
Sorghum bicolor (sorghum) is the source of this 1943-nucleotide messenger RNA. Its product is annotated as scarecrow-like protein 3. Bases 51 to 1784 code for a protein of 577 amino acids. The record is from RefSeq and is a predicted model, not a curated record. Gene Ontology annotation, molecular function: sequence-specific DNA binding; DNA-binding transcription factor activity. Lineage: Eukaryota; Viridiplantae; Streptophyta; Magnoliopsida; Poales; Poaceae. The transcript has a single exon. Gene Ontology annotation, biological process: regulation of DNA-templated transcription. Gene Ontology annotation, cellular component: nucleus.